GGGAAGCGGAGAGAGGGGCCGCCUCCUCCUUCCCCUCGCUCCGCUCCCUUCACCGGGCGGCAGCCCCACAGCUAAAGGGGGGUUUACCGGCCCCCGCCGCCCGGUGAGGGCUGGGGAGAGGGGAAGGAAAAGAGGUCGGUGUUUAACCGCCGCCGGGCGGAACCCGAACAGCGCGGUGUGUGUUUCCCCCGGCGCGCCCGGAAGCGGUGGGAGCUGCAGGUGACAGCGGGAAGGUGGAGAUAAACCAUGGCAACUAAAGCAAAGUAAGAUAGCUCUGGAUACUAGUUUUGUUGUUAAAUUAAUUUCAAGCCCCUUAAUUGCCUCACUAGAGGUGAAUUCUUCAAGUUUACCAAAAUGGCUCUGACUGUUACGUUGCUGAGGGGCGCUUACGUGCGUGGGAGGUGCUGCAGGCACCAAGUUUUGCACCCCUUACUUGGACCUCUGUUUGGCAAUUCCGUGUCAAAAUUGUACAGCAGCUACAGGAGGCCGGGGUCACAGCCUGAGAAAAAACCAUCUUGGCAAAAUACUGAUUUGAGUUUUAAGAAGAGCAUCGAUGUCUUAAAGACUCAGCUCAGCAUGCUGAAGAAGGAAACCAAAGAUUACUUGACAGGACCCGGAGGCCAACCACUCAAUCAGUACCUGUUGGAACAGACAAAGGUGUUGUGGGAGUUUCGGAGCCAAGAAGAUUUAAAUAAAUGGGUUAUUUCCUCUGACGUAGAGAUUGGAGGGAAAAGCGAAGUUUACCUCACGUUGGGUAGGAAUAACCAGGGUGCUCUGCUCUAUGGAACCCUCAAUACGGAAGUACCUCGUGAUGGGGAGACCAAAUACAGUGGAUAUUGCAGUAUGAGAGCUAAGCCACUGGUGGGAUCUUUUGCUAGGAAGAAGUAUUAUGACUGGUCAAACUUCAACAGUCUGUAUUUACGCGUCCGUGGCGACGGCAGACCUUGGAUGGUGAACAUUUAUACAGACCCUUACUUCUCUCAUCAAAAGGAUGACCUCUACAACUACUUCAUGUUCACCCGAGGAGGCCCGUACUGGGAGGAAAUCAAGAUUCCAUUCUCCAAAUUCUUUCUAUCCAGUCGGGGAAGAGUCCAGGAUGACCAGCAUCCUAUUUGGUUAGACAAGGUUAGUACGCUUGGAUUCACAAUCGGAGAUAAAGUAGAUGGUCCGUUCCAGCUGGAGAUUGAUUUUAUUGGGCUGCUAAACGACAGAGCUCAUACAGAAGAAUUUGCCUAUGAAAAAUAUGAAAGGAACCCUCGAGUCUAAGCCGGGCUGGUGUCCUUCAGGAGAUUCUUCAGAUGCUUGGUUCACUUUUCUAAAAACUUCUCAGCAUGUGGCAUAUAAGAACUUGAAGAUUCCAUGUAAACAUUAAAGAGAUGAGUGCGUAGCAGUAAUCUGACUAAGAGUGAUGCUCUUGGCAUCCUUGAGGUGCCAGAUACAGAAUCCUGGAGAAAGUGUACGUCUGGGGACUGGAACACAGCCCGAGGAGAGCUGUGAUAUGUUCUUACAAAGUAUUAACUGUUGACUGGGUAAGUUCGGGCUUCUCCUGACCUUUACAGAAAUAAAAGCAUUUUAUCAACCUG
Messenger RNA from Calidris pugnax (ruff), 1583 nucleotides. RefSeq names its product NADH dehydrogenase (ubiquinone) complex I, assembly factor 1 (gene NDUFAF1). The record is from RefSeq and is a predicted model, not a curated record. The transcript has 5 exons. Gene Ontology annotation, cellular component: mitochondrion. The coding region runs from base 355 to 1266 and encodes 303 amino acids. Gene Ontology annotation, biological process: mitochondrial respiratory chain complex I assembly; mitochondrial electron transport, NADH to ubiquinone. NCBI's taxonomy places the organism in Eukaryota, Metazoa, Chordata, Aves, Charadriiformes, Scolopacidae.